AUGGACGAGAAACAAAAAGACACUAAAGAAAAAGACAUUGAGACUGGUAACAAAGUGGAUCGGAAAGAGGAAAAGGCAGAGGAAAUGAUAAAGACUGAGAGUCACACUAUUAAAGAACAAGAGAAGGCCUCACAGGCUCACAAAGAAAAAAAGAAAGAAAAACACAAGAAAAUAACAAAGGAGGAAAACAAAGUACUUUUGAAGACCAUCUCUUUAUUGGAAACUGGUAAAAGGAACAAGAAACCAAAGGUGUCAAAAUUCCCUUUGAACUUACCAAUACAGGCUGAUAUGAACACUGCAACUAGCAGGAAGGAAUUGCAAAACUAUGGUACUAACAGCCAGGAGGAUGACAACAAAGAACAACAAUUGGAAACUCAAACUGAUCAAACUCAUGUAGAAUGCUCUUCAAGCCUACCAUCAUACAUCAAGAAUAAGAAACUUAUUGAACUGUUUGUUGAAAUUAGUUGUGAACCUGAAAUAAAAGAUCGGGUUAACAUCAGGAAGGACAAUACCAUCAGUAACAACAAUCAACAAAGUGUACAAAGAGGUGCAAAAAAUGACAAGAAGAACAAAGAGAAGGAAACCAACAACAAUCAAGGUACAAUCACUAAGGCUACAAAGCAGGUUACUAUGAAGAGGGAUAACUCCAAAGCAGCUAAUUUUUAG
Lycium barbarum (goji berry) is the source of this 666-nucleotide messenger RNA. RefSeq lists its product as uncharacterized. The record is from RefSeq and is a predicted model, not a curated record. The coding region runs from base 1 to 666 and encodes 221 amino acids. NCBI's taxonomy places the organism in Eukaryota, Viridiplantae, Streptophyta, Magnoliopsida, Solanales, Solanaceae. The transcript has 3 exons.